Molecule: messenger RNA, 3055 nt
Organism: Scophthalmus maximus (turbot)
Lineage: Eukaryota; Metazoa; Chordata; Actinopteri; Pleuronectiformes; Scophthalmidae
Gene: slf1
Product: SMC5-SMC6 complex localization factor 1
Exons: 16
Coding region: 301-2574 (757 amino acids)
Biological process (GO): positive regulation of double-strand break repair
Molecular function (GO): protein binding
Source: RefSeq, a predicted model, not a curated record
CAUGGAGAGCCGCUCACACGUCUUCCAGAUCUCUGGAAUCAAGAACCGUGAUGAGAAGAGAGUUUUGGUCCAGGGAAUCCUGCAGCUGGGUGGGAAAUACAUUGGUGGCUCAGAAAGUGGGUUGUGACUCCAGACUAUGUGUUGGACAGUGUUAAGAAUGGUUCCUGGCUCGCAGAGAAACUCUAUGAGGUGGCCAUUUCCACGGGCGCCUCGUCUGCCUUCUACCCCGUCAGGCAGUGGCGGAAGAACGUGGUCAGUGGCAGACUAGCAGGAGCCUUCCAAGGGUGGAAGGUUCUCCUCAUGGUCCAAGAGCCCGCCCGCAGAGCCAUGUUCAAACGGCUUCUAGUAGCUGGCAAGGCCGAAGUUUACAACAUCCCCCCUCCCUCUCAUGCCUCUAUCACUCAUGUCAUGGCUAAACCCAUGACAGAGAAGUCCAAAUCCCACAAUGCUCCUUGCUUCCCUGUGAGCCACAUUGUCCAGCACCUGUUUGGGAGCAAUUGUGCAGAUAUGCAUUUCAACGUAACAGGUAAUCAUCCAGGAUUGAUGAUGAUGAAGACCAGCUUUGUUGAUGUUGACUUCUCUAAUUUGGAGACGGAGCUCAGGACCCAUGUCAUCAAACAGGAGGGCCGGCCGAGACUGUGCUUCCUUGAGUUCCUGGGUUACCAUGACCCUUACCGUCUACAGUCACAGGCGACAGAAACCGACUUCAGCAAUGUCGGCAGUAUGAUAGAGUGUGGUCUCUUUGCUGAAGCCUUGGACUCAAUCAGAAAUGCGAUGUUUCCUGGUUUCCUGCCACCAGCGUCGCACCUGAUCUCCCUCUUAGAAUACGCACAGCAGGGUAGCGCCACGUCUGUCUUCCGAAGAAAUUUCCUGCAGGUCAUGUAUAACCUGCUCUCUACCAACCCACCCUGGCUGCCUCCCAGCAGAGUGAGAAAAUACUUCUCCCAGGUGCUACAGUGUCCUCGGUGUAAGACGGGCCUUUGGCCUUUUCUACAGACGAACAUCAGUUACUGCCUGUCCAGUGAGGUCACUUGUCACCCCCUCCCCGAACUUGCUGUGCCAACGAUGAUACGUUUCCAUAGUGACCUCGUGGCAUUUGUCCUCAGACUUUUCCAGGGGGAGCUCCACUCUCUCACCUCAGGGGAUUUUGUGCUGGCUCAGGGAACAGGAGUUUCUCAGGCAUCAGCGUCAGGAUCUUUGCUAUAUGGAACGUUCUGGACCGUGUGGGAGCGCUCCACUCUGCUCUCUCAAGCUGUGAAACAACUUACUCAGCUCAUAGUUCAGGCUGCCACUGAGGACUACGCUGAGAGGGAUGAGAGGCAGAGGCUGCAUUUGGCGAACACCCUGCUGGACCUCCUGUCUGUGCUGGUGGAGUUCUGGUGCCAGCAGCAUUUCAAACUGAACCAGAACCUGGUGGAAAAUGGCCUGAGUAACCUGGCAGAGCACUUUGCCGUUGUCAGCCAGGAUUUAUCUCCAGAGGUUCUGGCGGAACUCGUUGUCAGGGUUUCCUCUACCAGACUUAAGUUGGCGAUGACCGAUGCCAUAUUCAGAAAUCUCUGUUGCAGAAAUGGAUUUACUGUGGGGGAUGAACCCCUCUCUCUCAAGAAAAUGGUGCUGUCCUACCUGCCUGCUCUGGGAAGUUUAGCUCAGAGCCCCGGCGGUGCUCGCCUCAGGACUGCACCCACCCCCCACAGCUGCAGCAGCCAGGAGACUGACUGCAGAACCCAGAGCUCUUUGGUGAAUGAAACAAGUCUGGAGAAAGAGAACAUCCCCCGGGGUUUGAACAGAGUCAAUGCAGCAGGAGAGACCCUCCUCCACAGGGCUUGCAAGAGGAACCAAGUGGAAACUGUGCUUCAGAUCCUGGCGCUUCCUGGCACGGACGUCAACGUCGAAGACCACGCAGGCUGGACGCCGCUGCAUGAAGCGUGUAAUCAUGGCAGCGCUGCAUGUGUGGAGGCUUUGCUACGUCACCGCCCGGUGCCUGUGCUUCACAACCAGGUGGCUGGAGUUAGUCCACUUCACGAUGCCCUGCUCAACGGACACACGGACAUAGCCAAAAUGCUCCUGGAGCACGCAGGCUCAGUUCUCCUCCAGCGGACUGAUGGAGACGGGCGGACCGCGCUGGAUCUGGUCCCCGGAACAAGUCAGAGGGAGGAGCUCCUUCACAGCGCGGAGGUCGGAGACUCGGCCCUGAGAAACCAUGCCACGGAGGUGCUGAACCUGCCCCUGCUGGAGGUCGGAUCGUCUCUGCUGCUCCACUUAAUUUUCUCCUACCAGCAGGAGAGGGGCCUGCCAGGCCCCGCGCAAGCCAGCGACAAGGCCCACAGCCUGGGCUACCGGCUGGUCAGGGCCCUGGAGACACACUCGCACCGAGAAGUGACCUUGGGCUGGACGGACCCGCGCGCGGUGAGGCUUGUGGAAGACGUGGAGACACUGUUGGAGCUCCGCAGAGGGAUGUACCUGGGGCAGGUGUCCCAGGCCAUUAAAGAGUGCAAAGGACAGAACACACUGUUCCUAAUGGAGACACUGGAGAAUCUAAAGUCUCGGGCAGAAGCACACGUGACUGAUCUCUGACGCAGGCAACAGACAAUGCACAUAAAAAUACCUAACGGCACAACUUGAUUGACAUUUUAACCAAAGGGCAUUUGUGCCAGUUUUAUACAAAUGGUUGAUUACAUGGUCACACGAUUCACUGACGCUUACAAAGCAACUUCUGGCUUUCUGUCAAUGACUGCCUCCAAAAUGGACUUUCUUCCCAUUCAGGUCAUUGGGCAAGCCUGUGAUUUUGAUAGAAGCACAUUAGACGGAUGUUCAUUUAUACAGAUGACAUUUUAUAUUAAUUUGACUGCCAUUGUAAUAUGCUUUGGUUAUAUUCUGCUUCCUUGUUCUGGUUUGAAAUGAUUUAUACUUUGUUGACUGUUAUCAGUUGCAUGGUUUCAUGGCACCGCUGACUGUUACUACCUCAAGUUUUCAUUCUCUAAGCGUUCGAAGAUAAACUUGCUUUUCCACGUGUUGAUAACUAUUAUUUAUAAGACAAUAAAUGAACAGAAAUGUG